Messenger RNA from Jaminaea rosea, 459 nucleotides. RefSeq lists its product as hypothetical. The annotation marks the transcript as partial. The transcript has a single exon. Gene Ontology annotation, cellular component: CTDK-1 complex. Lineage: Eukaryota; Fungi; Basidiomycota; Exobasidiomycetes; Microstromatales. Gene Ontology annotation, biological process: positive regulation of DNA-templated transcription, elongation; positive regulation of transcription by RNA polymerase I. The record is from RefSeq and is a predicted model, not a curated record.
AUGGAGGACACCUUUCAAGUGCGCCUCGACUUUGUGUCGCUGCUGCGCCGCCUCAACGCCUCGCAGCAGUCGAUCCAUAAGGUCCUAGCCUUCGCAGAUCGCCAUGCCGCCAAAUCAUCGGGUGAUAUCUGGGACUGCCUCCUCUCCGAGUGUGGCAAAGCCAGUCUCUCUUCACGCUUGAACAUCCUCUUCCUCCUCGACGCCCUCUUCACCGACUAUGCAUCGUCACACAACAGCCAGAGCGCAUCUCGAGCUCUGCUUCUCUCCAACUUCCGCUCCUUGGCGCAAAGGGACCUGCCUGCUCUCAUUGACGCUGUAGUGCCCUCAGACAGCUGGCAGGGCAUCAAACUCAAUUCAGCGGUGACGAUCCAGGUCCUCACUUCGUGGAGGCUCAAGCGCCUCUUCCCGCAGGAGCACAUAGCUGAGCUCCUCGAGACGAUUGAGGAGAGAAAACGCAAG